CCUUCUCAUGGAAGUUUUUCGCGGACUUUUCCUUCUAGGCGUGCGCAUGAGCGAGGUGCUCGUGGCCCAAUUUGCAGCUCAGCUGCUUGUCAUCCUGGGACAGAUCGCCCUCGUCUUGCUGGUAGCCUUCGGCAUUUUCGGCAACUUGCUGGCUGGACCCGCCGUCCCCUAUGUGUUGCUGUGUCUAGCGCAGGGCGUAUGCGGCAUGUGGUACGGACUCUUAACGGCCGUCAUUUUCGACUCCACUACAGCAGCCUCAUUGGUUGGAACAGGGUCGUACUUCACACUGAUGUUUAUGAGCAGUAUGCUCUGGCCUCUAGAAGGGAUGCACAUACUCAUGCGACCCAUUGCCACCAUUUUGCCAAUGACAUCUGCGACCAUUUCAUUGAGGAAUAUUGCUUUGAGAGCUUGGAACUUAUAUCACCCAGGUGUAUAUGUGGGCUUUCUUGCUACAUUUUCAUGGACAAUAGCAUUUAUACUUCUCACAUUCUUUACAAUAAAAAUCAGAUUUUAAGCCAA
Frankliniella occidentalis (western flower thrips) is the source of this 519-nucleotide messenger RNA. RefSeq lists its product as uncharacterized. Gene Ontology annotation, cellular component: plasma membrane. The transcript is spliced from 3 exons. Lineage: Eukaryota; Metazoa; Arthropoda; Insecta; Thysanoptera; Thripidae. Gene Ontology annotation, biological process: transmembrane transport. The record is from RefSeq and is a predicted model, not a curated record. Gene Ontology annotation, molecular function: ABC-type transporter activity. Bases 8 to 514 code for a protein of 168 amino acids.